Messenger RNA from Amoebophrya sp. A25, 1631 nucleotides. The record is from the annotation of a GenBank genome assembly. Lineage: Eukaryota; Dinophyceae; Syndiniales; Amoebophryaceae.
CUUCGACUCUGGCACUCCUAGUAUUAAGGUUUUCCACGACGUCGUAUCUUCCUGCACUACCUGACUCUUUUCUCACCAAGAAAGAAGUCAGGGAUGAUUCGGCGAGUGCGAUGCUGAAACCUCUAAGAGUAAGUCAACAGCUGCGGGUGCUGUGGAGUCACCAGCUGUGGGAGCGGGAUUGUUAACGUCUAUGGCGACCGGGCAACAUGAUGAUCCCUCCUACACGGCGAAGAACGAGCCAGAUCCUUUUGGCGGUCAGCACGGCAAUCCCUGUUUAAGAGAAGGUGUGUCUAAAGAGUUUAUAUGUGUAAAUUGUGCUAAGAGAAGGUGUGUCUAAAGCUAGACUUUGUGUAACUUGUGCUGUCAAAUGUUGUAGUUCAUUAUUGCUGGAGUUCAAACUUUUUUUUGAAUUUGACAAUUGAAGAAGCUGUGUCUAAAGAAGCUAGACAUUUGAAUCUGAUAAGUAUACUACUAAGGACCUAAAGCUAAAGAGUACGUCUUCUUAACAGGUACUAUCAUCUACCUAAAGCUAAAGAGUACCCGUCUUUUUAACAGGUACUAUCAUCUACCUAAAGCUAAAGAGUACCCGUCUUUUUAAAAACAGGUACUAUCUUCACUAUCAUCUUUCUUACUGAACAAGUACUACCACUAUCAUCUUUCUUACAUGAUUGCACCCCUUUAAGACUCUUCACUAUCAUCACUAUCAUCACUAUCAUCACUAUCAUCACUAUCAUCACUAUCAUCACUAUCAUCUUACAUGAUCCCACCUCGGCCUCUAACGCUCUGUGGUCGUAGAUCAGAUCAGAUGUGGCUAAAUCGCUUGGCGUGGAACGCGGCUCAUUCAAACACGGAAGCAGAUGUCAGCGCUUUUGAGCAAGCACUUGUUCGGGAGGUUUCCGAUCGCUUGCAGCUAUUCGUGCGUGUCCGUCUCGUGGCUGAAGAGGACGAGAAGAAGCAGACUGCAGGAACUGGGACAACUGUGUGGUCUGCUGAAGAGGACGAGAAGAAGCAGACUACUGGGACAACUGUGUUUAAGGGUUGGAAGUUGACCUAUCAUCUAAGAGCAUCUCUAUGGCUUCUCCCAGUAGGAAAGCCAUAGAUAUGCGAGCUAGAGACGCCAACUUUCAACCGCUAACGUGUCCUCUGCGAGAAGUGCUGGGACUGUGUCCUCUGCGAACGUCGAUGCGAGCGUUGGGGAUGAAGAAAAACAUCCGUAUACAGAGGUAUGAGUGUGACAUCCGUGCUAUACAAAGGUAUGUUGAGUGUGGGGUAAAAAGUAGUGUUGGUGGUACUGUCAGACUGGAUGGCCUCAUAAGUAGACACUUAUAGCUACAGAAGAGGUGCCAUGACAUGACAUGUCAGUCAGUGCUACGAACUCUUACUGUCGUCGCUAGAACUAGAAGAUUAUGAUUAUAUUCUCGACCUCAGAAGUUGUCUGUCAAUUCUAAGAACCGGUCAAAACCAUUACGAUUUUGGCGUGGAAGGCUUUCGUGCUCAGGUUGCUGCCACGGUCACAGGUCACAGUUCUAAAGUCAUGCCGUUGAAUAUCUGGCGGCAAAUAGUGGGACGAUAUGGCCGCAAGAACGCAGAAAGGUUUUUGGACUACCAUUUUCCGUUUCUUGCAAAACGAA